Molecule: messenger RNA, 1318 nt
Organism: Choloepus didactylus (southern two-toed sloth)
Lineage: Eukaryota; Metazoa; Chordata; Mammalia; Pilosa; Megalonychidae
Gene: HADH
Product: hydroxyacyl-CoA dehydrogenase
Exons: 8
Coding region: 115-1059 (314 amino acids)
Biological process (GO): fatty acid beta-oxidation
Cellular component (GO): mitochondrion
Molecular function (GO): NAD+ binding; (3S)-3-hydroxyacyl-CoA dehydrogenase (NAD+) activity
Source: RefSeq, a predicted model, not a curated record
GCGCGCGGGGCUGUGGGACGGUGUGGGUCUCCGCCUUCGGAGGACGGCUCUUGGCUUGUUGCUGCGCCGCUGGUGUUUUCGCUGCGCCGUUCUGGUCGCUGUCGUCGCCGCACCAUGGCCUUCGUAACCAGGCAGUUACUGCGCUCCGUGUCCUCUUCGUCUGUCGCCUCGGCUUCAGCGAAGAAAAUCGUCGUCAAGCAUGUGACGGUCAUCGGUGGCGGGCUGAUGGGCGCUGGCAUAGCGCAGGUCGCUGCAGCAACUGGCCACACAGUAGUGUUGGUGGAUCAGACGGAGGACAUCCUGGCAAAAUCCAAAAAAGGAAUUGAGGAAAGCCUUAGGAAAGUGGCCAAGAAGAAGUUUGCAGAAGAUCCCAAGGCUGGUGAUGAAUUUGUCCAGAAAACCCUGAACAGCAUUUCGACCAGCACAGACGCAGCGUCAGUCGUCCACAGCACGGACCUGGUGGUGGAGGCCAUCGUAGAGAAUCUGACGGCGAAGAAUGAGCUCUUCAAGAGGCUGGACAAAUUUGCUGCUGAACACACAAUCUUUGCCAGCAACACUUCCUCUUUGCAAAUCACAAGCAUAGCCAAUGCAACCACCAGACAAGACCGAUUUGCUGGGCUCCAUUUCUUCAACCCAGUACCCAUAAUGAAACUCGUGGAGGUCAUUAAAACACCUAUGACCAGCCAGAAGACCUUUGAAUCUCUGUUAGACUUUAGCAAAACUCUGGGAAAGCAUCCUGUUUCUUGCAAGGACACUCCAGGGUUUAUUGUAAACCGUCUGCUGGUGCCAUACCUUAUGGAAGCAGUCAGGCUGCAUGAACGAGGUGAUGCAUCCAAAGAAGAUAUAGACACAGCUAUGAAGUUGGGAGCCGGGUACCCCAUGGGUCCAUUUGAGCUUCUUGACUAUGUUGGGCUGGAUACUACAAAGUUUAUCGUGGAUGGGUGGUAUGAAAUGGAUGCAGAGAACCCCUUGUUUCAGCCCAGCCCCAUCAUGAAUAAACUGGUAGCAGAGAACAAGUUUGGCAAGAAGAGUGGAGAAGGAUUUUACAAAUACAAAUGAUGCUCAGCUUCCCUGGCUCCAAGAAGAACCCACAUGUACCAGCCAGCCCCCAAGUGCCGGCGGGAAUGCUCUUCAGUCAGACAUUCCCUCACACAGCACAGUCUGCUCGAAGUGCAUUUUGAUUGUAAUCUAUCUGCAGUAAUUAUUUACACUGGUUACGGUAAUAAUAGAUUCCUUCAUUGGAAACUAAUUCCCUUUUUUUCAAUCUGUACAUUUCUCUGUAUUUUCUAAAAAGCUUUAUAUCCUUGGUGCCUUGGAA